Molecule: messenger RNA, 753 nt
Organism: Saccostrea echinata
Lineage: Eukaryota; Metazoa; Mollusca; Bivalvia; Ostreida; Ostreidae
Exons: 2
Coding region: 1-753 (250 amino acids)
Molecular function (GO): zinc ion binding
Source: RefSeq, a predicted model, not a curated record
AUGGCUACUACAAUCUCCUGGGCUCAGGAGGUCAUCACUUGUGACCUUUGUGAUAAAACCACCACGCAAUUCUGUAACAGCUGUCAAGUCAGUUUAUGUGUGGACUGUGUCAGUAAACAUGUGGACAAGCACCAGGCUCUCACACAUGACAUCGUUCCCUUCAAGAACAGGAAGACAGAACACGAUCAGAUAAAGCUUGGGUUAGUGGAGAAAACAAUACCGAACAUUGUAAGAUACGGGAAAAAAGAGGUAUUGAUCACGACACAAAAGGACUGGAAUCCAGCAGGACUGACCAGUACCAAAUCAGGGGACAUUCUGGUUAAUCUGUAUAAAGGAAACAAAAAUAAGAUUGUCUAUUAUCAGGGACAGAAAGUGGAACAGGAAAUAUUUAAAGACGAAAAUGAAAAACUAAUCUAUGGAAGUGGUAAAUGGACCCUUUUUGUUGCAGAGAACAACAAUGAAGAUAUCUGUGCCUCUGAUCGUAAUGGUGACGCUGUAGUUGUAGUGGACAAGACACGAAGAGUCCGAUUACGAUACGAUGGUACACCAGCCAUAGGGAAGAAGAAAUUUGAUCCAAAUCAGCUAGUGACAGACUCUCUGAGUCAGAUCAUUGUAGCAGAUUGGACCAACGACUGUCUGCACAUUCUGGAUCAAGAUGGAGAGUUUCUGAGAUGUGUGGAUAAUUGCGAAUUAUCUAGGCCCCUAGGACUGGGUUUGGACAGCGAUGAAAGGGAAGUGGGUGGGAUUAUAUGA